This is a messenger RNA of Linum tenue, 661 nucleotides long. NCBI's taxonomy places the organism in Eukaryota, Viridiplantae, Streptophyta, Magnoliopsida, Malpighiales, Linaceae. The record is from the annotation of a GenBank genome assembly.
AUGGGAACUCAGGGAGGGACGCCGCCGACAUCACCGCCAUCUUCUUCUGGCCAUAGUUCUUCGGCCAACUCUUCCUCGACAACGGAUACGGACGGUUCGUCGUCAGGGAGGGACAGCUCUUUGUCUCCCGGUAGUAGCGGCACUAGCGGCACGAGUUCUCCAUUUGGUGAGAGUAGCUCGACAGGAGAAAGUAGUGGUGACUUUGGAGGAAAUUCUGGGCAGCAAGCCGCAACAGUAGUGAGCGGCGAGGAUGACUUGCUGUUUGAAUCAAGGCUGGACAUGCUAUUUGAAGACGGCAAGAAGGAAGUGUGUUUGAAAUCGGAGCGAUGGUACCAGGUGAUUGACGAUGACUUGGCGAAAAACUCGAUCCUGUUAUCGUCACCACCGACACAGGUUUUCCAGCUUGGGUUCGCAAGUUGAAGUUCUUGCAGAAACUUACUAUCAUAUGAGUGGGGCAGCUAGGGUUUGAUAGAAUUUGCAGUUGGACUUUGCUAUGGUUUGGUAGAUUUGCGCUUCGUUUGGUAGAGUUUGUAUAUGUGGGCUUUUUUAGAGAUGGGCUUUGUUUGAGUUUAUUCUUUGUACAAUCAUGUGAAUAAUGUAUUACAAGUAUUAUGUAAGAAAAAUUAGAUAGUGUAUUAUGUAAUAAAGUUUAGUAUUACUA